AUGUUAUUAGUGGUCACAAACCAUUGCGGAGCAAUGUUAGUAUUUGAAGUAAACGUCAAGGAGUUACUGAAACCUCAACGGAAGAUGGCCAUUAGGGUGUCGUACGCCAAUUGUACCGUAUCGACCAACGCUAUACUGGUCGUGUCAGGACUGCUGCCCUUACACAUAAAGGUGCUUGAAAGAACGGCUAUGCGGGUAGCACAGAAGGCGGGCUCGACUCUUCCGUCGAAGAAAGAGCUGAGAGAGGAGUCACUAAGCAAGUGGCAGAACGAGUGGGAGAAAUCAGUGACGGGCGAAUGGACGAGGAGGUUAAUUCCUGAUGUGCGACUAUGGGUCUCAAGAUCGUUUGGCCCAGUGAAUUUUCAUAUCACCCAGUUUCUCACUGGGCACAGAUGUUUUGGGAUGUAUCUGUGGAGGUUCAAGAAGCUGGAUACCCCCGUGUGCCAUAAUUGUCAGGCACCGAUGGAACACCCUGAACAUGCGUUUUUCAUAUGCGACCAUAGGCGCCGCCAGGAAUUUUAUCAGGGGGGUGCAUUGUGCAAGUAG
Molecule: messenger RNA, 546 nt
Organism: Metopolophium dirhodum (rose-grain aphid)
Lineage: Eukaryota; Metazoa; Arthropoda; Insecta; Hemiptera; Aphididae
Exons: 1
Coding region: 1-546 (181 amino acids)
Source: RefSeq, a predicted model, not a curated record